GAACGUCGUAGGUCGUGCACGUGAAUUGUAAAAUUGUUGCGCAGUAGUGCAAGUUGCACGUUUAUAUUUACUGUCCACAGGGACUAGUGUUUAUGUACGCAUUGACGAAAUUUCUUACUUCUAAUAUUAUUAUUAGUUGUACAAGUUUUAAAAUCAUACCGUUGUGAUUGUGUAAUGUGAAGCCUGGAAGAUUUAUAAAUUUUGUGUACAAUUUGCUAUAUUUGUGGAAGUGGUGCAUUUGUUAUUUAUAGAUUCUAUAUCAGUCAUGUUGUUUUGCCGGUGGCGCUAAAAUGUCUCAACGCGAUACGGCUAUUCAUCUUCUAGCUGGAGGGAUAGCUGGUACAGCUGGAGCAGUCGUGACAUGUCCCCUUGAAGUGGUGAAAACAAGACUGCAGUCAUCAAAGGGUGUCGGUAUUCCGCCAACGACACCACCCUCAAACGCUGCUAAUUCAAAUAGAGUCUGCUCCAAAAUCCCUAAACAUCAGAAACAAAAACAAAUGAAGAGCAGCUGGAAGAGGCCGACAAACGAACGUACGGGUCACCUAAUGGAGGCCAAAUGGGGCUACAGGCGAACCAUGGGCGCAAUGUUCGCGUACCACAAGCAGGCUGACCGAAUGCUGAUGUCCCACAAUUACCAGGUGCAGCAGUGCGCGCACGCCGGACACGCCAGGGCGCAGUCGAGGAUGUCCCUCAUACAGUGCAUCAGGUACAUAGUGAAGAAUGAAGGUGCCCGCGCCUUGUUCAAGGGUCUUGGGCCGAACAUUGUGGGGGUAGCUCCCUCCAGGGCUAUUUACUUCUGCACAUACUCUCAAGCGAAGGCGAUCCUCAACCAGCACAUCUCGCCAGACACACCUAUCGUCCAUAUCUCCGCGGCUAGUGCUGCCGGGUUCGUGUCCUGCACAAUGACCAAUCCCAUCUGGUUCGUGAAGACCCGGCUGCAGCUCGACGGACAGAACGUGACAGCCCUGGAGUGCAUUAAGAGAAUAUACGCGAGACAUGGUAUCAGAGGCUUCUACAAGGGCAUAACAGCUUCGUACAUGGGCAUCAGCGAGACCGUGGUCCACUUCGUGCUGUACGAGGGUGUGAAGGCGCGCCUCAUGGCCGCACGCGGCCGCGAUGGAGCUGCCAAUGACACGCGCUCCCCGAGGGACUUCCUGGAGUUCAUGGGAGCCGGGGCCUUCUCCAAGACAGUCGCCUCCUGCAUCGCUUAUCCACACGAAGUGGCAAGAACUCGACUGCGUGAGGAGGGUGACAAGUAUCGCAAGUUUUGGCAAACGCUGCACACCGUCUGGGUAGAGGAAGGUUACCGCGGGGUCUAUAGGGGACUUGGCACCCAACUGGUACGUCAGAUACCAAAUACGGCUAUCAUGAUGUCCACAUAUGAAGCAGUUGUGUAUAUACUGACUACACACUUCAACAGUUCCUUCUACGAGAAGACUUAGCUGUUUUACCGACUAGCAUAGAGCCUUGACCCUUGAAAAAAAUUAGUUCAGCUGUCAGAAAUGUUGCCAUAUAGCAUACAUUGGUGAAUCAUGUUUUAAGAAAAAAUACAAUCUAUAAAUAAGAAAUUUCACAAGUAUUACAAUAAGAAUAUACAAUUUUCAAACCUACUCAUAAUCAUAGCAUGUAAUUGUGAUUUUAAACUGGCAACAUUUUGUAGUAGAUGUGGUAUUUUUAGAAAGAUUUGUUAAGAGUGGCUAUUGUAUGUUGUUUUUUAUAGCAAAGAAAAAUGGCCGCAUAAGAAGGGUGUCCGAAAUGGAUCUCCAAUUGUAAAUAAAUAAAUAUAUAUACCCAUAUAUUUUGAAAAUGCGUUAUAUACAUUGGGGGCAACUAAUGGGGCGAUAUGUAAUUCGAAAAUAUUUAAAGCUAUAUUAAUUAGUUUAUAACAUCAGAUUUUGUUUUAAGGCGUACUUUAAGAAAUAGCACGGUAUCAAUGUCGCUUACCCCCGCAGGUGGUGAAAUAAAAGAAAAGGGAUAGUGCACAAAAGCGCCAAGAUCAUCUCCGCCGUAUAAUAUUUUUUUUUUAAUUUGUAACAAAAUAAAACCGUAUUUUUUAAAGUAGGUCCUUAAUACGGACAUAUUGCUUACACUAAAAGUUAAUAAAAUAAAUUCUAUUUAUUAUUUAUGUGCACACAAGUAAUUUAGCAAUUUUUUGAGGUAGUCAGUUUUCUAGUCUUGCAUAGAAAUUUUGGUAUCGCCUACAUAAUUUAUAUCCUAUAUAUACCUAUAUAAGUAUACUAUAACAAAUAUUCAAUAUAUUUUAUAUGAUGAAUCUUAAUUAAGAAUAAAUUAUUUCAAUGUUUUGUUAAAAUUUUCAAUAUUUUUAUGUUGUCAUUUGCGAGACCAACUUGAUUAUGUUAUUAGGUAUAUCUUAAAAUUCUUCUAGUAAAUGUGUUUGUUUGGCUGUUUCUGGCGUACCUAUUUAUUCUGAUAUAAAUAAAAAUUUGAUUAUAGACUAAGAGAUGCUGAGACUUAUCUAGCGAGUUGAGUCAAAGUCCGUAUUUAUAAACAUCGCUUUGAGUGCGCGCUAAGCUUAAGUCCACCAUAUCGUUAUGGCGACUUAGGAAAAACUCAGACUUUGAUCCGAACAAAAAGGAGAUCAUCAAGUCCUUGCGUCAUUCUUGCGUUUGCUG
Messenger RNA from Leptidea sinapis, 2633 nucleotides. It is a transcript of the gene Rim2, whose product is annotated as mitochondrial carrier protein Rim2. Lineage: Eukaryota; Metazoa; Arthropoda; Insecta; Lepidoptera; Pieridae. The transcript has 9 exons. The record is from RefSeq and is a predicted model, not a curated record. Gene Ontology annotation, molecular function: pyrimidine nucleotide transmembrane transporter activity. Gene Ontology annotation, biological process: pyrimidine nucleotide import into mitochondrion; mitochondrial transport. Gene Ontology annotation, cellular component: mitochondrial membrane; mitochondrion. Bases 291 to 1442 code for a protein of 383 amino acids.